This is a messenger RNA of Meloidogyne enterolobii, 774 nucleotides long. NCBI's taxonomy places the organism in Eukaryota, Metazoa, Nematoda, Chromadorea, Rhabditida, Meloidogynidae. The record is from the annotation of a GenBank genome assembly.
AUGUUAAAAAAUAUAAGCAUAAUAUUGGCACCUUAUUUAUCUGAAUUAUUUAGAGCUUCAUUGGAUGAAGGCAUUAUACCUGACAUAUGGAAAAAAUCAUUAGUUAUUCCCAGUUUCAAAAAAGGCGAAAAAUCUAAUCCAUUAAACUAUCGUCCAAUUUCACUUACUUGCUGUAGUUGCAGAAUCAUGGAAAAAAUACUUGUAAAAAAUAUAAUAAAUUUCUUAGAGAAUAAAAAGUUCUUUAGUUCGGAUCAAUUUGGAUUUAUUCGAAGAAGAUCCACUACUCUUCAGCUAGUAAGUAGCUUGGAGGAUUGGUACGAAGCCUUAUUUGAAAAAAAGAAUAUAGAUUGUAUUUAUAUUGAUUUUUGUAAAGCUUUCGAUAGUGUUCCUCACAAACUCCUUCUUGACAAAUUAUAUGCCUGUGGAAUUAGGGGAAAACUACAUAGGUGGAUUAGUGAAUUUUUAUCAAAUAGAACAUAUCAAGUAAAAAUUAAUGAUGUUUUAUCAAACCCAUAUGGAAUUACCACGGGUGUUCCCCAAGGAUCCAUUAUUGGCCCACUAAUGUUUCUAAUCUAUAUAAAUGACUUAUCCGACGUUAUUCCAAACGGAGUCAAAAUUAAACUAUUUGCUGAUGACGUUAAAAUCUAUAAAGUUUAUAAGACUAAAAAUGAAAGAUUAGAACUAGCAGUUGCCCUUAAAAACGUCGAGGAAUGGUCAAAAAAAUGGAAUUUAGAUAUAUCAGUUGAUAAGACAUUCGUACUUCAUUUAGAAUAA